This is a messenger RNA of Suillus plorans, 1071 nucleotides long. RefSeq lists its product as uncharacterized. The coding region runs from base 1 to 1071 and encodes 356 amino acids. Gene Ontology annotation, cellular component: cytoplasmic exosome (RNase complex); nuclear exosome (RNase complex). The record is from RefSeq and is a predicted model, not a curated record. Gene Ontology annotation, biological process: rRNA catabolic process. NCBI's taxonomy places the organism in Eukaryota, Fungi, Basidiomycota, Agaricomycetes, Boletales, Suillaceae. Gene Ontology annotation, molecular function: endonuclease activity; 3'-5'-RNA exonuclease activity. The transcript has 8 exons.
AUGCCUGAGAUUACGAUUCUCAAGCGACCGAGGGAGGAAGCUGUUAUAACCCAGCGGAUGUUCUUCAAAAAGACUGCCCGAGGAAAAGUUAUCAAAGUUCUACGCGAACGGUACCUUCGAAAUGAUAUAUCUUGCGGCGUCAACGGCUGUAGGGUAUGCGACGCGACAGCGCAGACCGUCCUUUGGCGUUCCGAGGACACCACACACAAAUAUUUCCCCACAGGGCACUAUAUCCUGCCCGAUACUAAUGUAUUUGCACAGAUGGACUUGAUCGAAUCCAAUUACUUCACACCCCCCAUCAUCAUCCUACAAACCGUUAUGGAGGAAGUCCGUCACCGGACAUUACCCUUGCAUAGUCGCCUCAAGGCCCUCACGACGAGUGACGAGCGGAAAGUAUGGGUGUUUUAUAAUGAGUUCAGGUCAGAGACUGCUAUCGUUCGAGAAGACGACGAGACGCCGAACGACCGGAAUGAUCGAGGUCGGUAUCAGGAAACACUAGCACAUCCUCCGAUCCGAGGUCAAGCAAAUGUAGCGCUACCAAAGGUUGUGUUGAUCACAGACGACAAAUCGCCAAAAAGCAGACAAGGAGAAAAUCCCAUGCAUUUCAGAAGUCUUGAAGUGCGCAAUUAUGUGGACGGGAUGAAAAACUCGGAUCAACUUCUCGAUUCACUUUCGACGACUGGCUCAGACGAAGUGGAGCCUACCAGAGCUGUUGCAGGGCGUACUGCGCUCUAUGCUGAUUAUCUUCCUAUGUCUACCCUCGUGGCGGGAGUCAAAGCUGGUCAACUUCAUCAAGGUGACUUCAACGCAAAUCAAUAUAACUACCUCGAGGGUAACGUUCCUGUCCCUGCGUUCACGAAACCUGUCCUUCUAGUGUGCAGGGAAAACAUGAAUCUAUGCACAUUUUACCAGUCCUAUCCGUCGCUUCGCGGGUAUGUAGCCCGUGCAACACUCGUCACUUUCCUUGUGUUUACAUUUACAUCUCUCAGAUAUCCUCGUGCACCGCCAGCUUGCUGCCGCUAUUGGUUAUACACCACUGCAUCCAUCUCUGCACUCCAAAAUGCACGUUGA